CUAUCCCAGAUCUGCUGAAUGAGCAUCUCUGAGGCCUGGGUCUGGGAUUCUGCCAUUUUAUCAGGAAUCCCGAAUGGAAUUUAAAACAAGUUUUAGAUCCCCUGGUCUACAGAGCUGGGUAAAUACUUAAAUUCUACAUUUACGUUACAAUGACAGUGAAUAUUCCUUUUUUUAAAAAGUAGCUCCUCUGCUUCCUUUUAAGUGGUGUGCAGUUUAUGGAGAUUUUAUUUAUGCCCAACUUUCAGUGAUACGUCUGUUGCUGAAAUAAGUUAUGCUGGGCUUGAGGUUGAUAGAUAGGAACUAAAUGUCUCUACCUGGUAUUCCCAAGAAGCCUCAGAUAUUCUAGAAUUUGGAUUCGGUACCAACUUUGGUCUUUGUCUUGCAUUUCUUAGGUUUCAUAGGAAUGAACAGUACAAGUCACUGAGCCACACAACAAUGUCAGGGACUGCCAUGGCUCUUGGGUGCCCUGUCCUUCAGAAUCUGGCUCCAUAGGCACAGGAGCUGGAACUUGGGGAAGCUGGGUAGCCCAGAGAACAGAGGUUCAUGUGCAUGACCAUCCCCCUGAUUUCUUACCUCUAACUGUGCCAUAAGAUGAUUGAGAAUAGCCUUGACCAGUGAAGGAAGCUCUAAAUUACUUCAUUUAAUGAAGUAUGGAUCAAGCAGAAGAUAAGGUACUUAUCAGUGUGCUGUGGAGUUUGGAAUAAUUAAAGUUAGAUCUUCUUAAAGUCCUUAUGCCCAUGAAAUGGAAUCUAGGUUUUAAUAACUUAAGUUGUUAAUCAAUUAAUUAACUUAGGGGAGAUUUAUUUUAUUAUACCUUUGUGGACAGUGUCAUGUUUUCUCAGGCUCUGUGAAUAACCACUGUCAAUUAAUUUAUUUAAUUGAUUUAACCACUGUGUUCAUUAAUUUAUUUGACAUUCAUUUGUCACCCUCCUGUGUCCUGGUGCUAUAUUCUUGGGUUACAGAUAUGUGUAAGUCAUUUUUCUUGCUCUCAAGGAGGGCAUGGCCUAGUGGGGAAAUACACAACCAAUCAAUGGUGAGUGAUGGUGGAGGCUCGUAUAUUGCUGUAGCAACGAAGUGGAUGGUGCAGUUCCGCGGGAGCAUACGGGAAGGGGGCGUUGACCUGCAAGGCUUCUCUGUGGAGAAGGCUAAGUAGAUCUUUUAAGAAUAAGCAGGAGUUCACCGAGCAGAUUGCGGGGGGAGAGGGCAUUCUGGGCAUAAACAUUAGCAAAUGCAAUUACAUGGAAGUAUGGAAAAGUAUGGCAUGUUUGACUUGCACGUGGGAGAGUAACAGCAAUACCCUUUCGCAAGCAGCAUUUAAGGGGACUUGCCGUGAGAAGAAAUGUGUUUGUUACAGUGUCUUCAGAUUUUUAUCUUUUAUUGUGGUAAAAUAUACAUUACAUGAAAUUUUCCACUUCAGCCAUUCUUAAAUGUACAGUUCUGUGACACCUACAUACAGCAUUUAUAUUGCUGUGCAGCCAUCACCACUGUCCGUCUCCAGAUCUUUUCAUCUUCCAAAACUGAAAAUCUGUACUCAUUAAAUGCUAACUCCUCACUCUGUCCCCUCCCCGAGCCCCUGAAGACACCAUUCUGCUUUCUGUCUCUGAAUCUGACUGUUCUUAGGUACCUCAUGUAAGUGGAAUCAUGCAGUAUUUGUCUGUUUGUUCCAGCUUAACAUAAACAUCACUUAGCAUAAUGUCUUCAAGCUACAUCCGUGUUGUAGCACGCGUCAGAAUCUCCUUUCUAAGGCUGAGUAAAUCCUAUUAUAUGUCUCUAACACAUUUUGUUUAUCUGUUCGUCCAUCAGUGGACACUGGAGUUGCCUCCACCUUUGGGCUGUUGUGAAUAUGCUCUGAAUAUGGACGUACUCAGAUUUUGUAUCUUAUUACCUAAGCUGUUAAACUUUCAAAUGUUAAGUGCAAAAUGAUUUCCUACAAGCCCUUGAUAAGACAGUGCCUUUGGUUGAGGUGCUUACAGUUUUGUUGUGGAGAUGUGUUGGCACUCUUGAAAACAAGACUGUGGGCGGAAUAUGAUUAAAAUACCCAAUGGCACUAGUAGAAUUCACUUUUAAAUUUCCUGUGAUCAUGAACAGGAAGCAAAGCCUCCAAAGACUUACUCUGGAAAGGUGGUGAACACAGCUGAUUAUAAGCCGAGGACUUACCCAGCAAGAGCAUCACUAUCUGUGUUUGCAAACUAAAUCUCCUCUCUUGGUAAAGUAGCCUCUGAGCAUCUUGAUUCAUAACUAAGCAUUGUGGGGACAGUGGGAAGGAGCUAGGCAAAAGAAAUUUUAUGGAGACGCGUGAGAGGACCAGCUUCCUACAUAGCUGGUGAGAGAGUGCGAUCACUCGGUAAGUUGUUUGUAGACAAGGUAAUUGAGGAACCAAGGAUCCUUAUUUUUAAAAAAAACUAGACUCUUCAGGGAGCUAGACAUUAUUGUGAAAAUAGACUGUUAAGAGGGUGUGUGUGUGUGUGUGUGCGCGCGCGUGCGCACGUGCGUGUGUGUAUACAGCCCCAACCUUCCUGACUACUAAGAAAGUGAUUCUGUUACUUCUAUUUCUGCAGUACAGCCUCAAGCCCAGGGCUGGGCCAGUCCCUUCAUUAACUCACUCCCCUGUUACAGACCUCCUGCUUCCCCUUCUUGGACACCCUGUGGCUGAAACUGGAGACACGCAAGAUUAGGAGUAUGAGUUUAAAGCCAAAAACAUCAAGAAGAAGAAGGUGAGCAUUAUGGUUUCAGUGGAUGGAGUGAAAGUGAUUCUGAAGAAGAAGAAGAAGCUUCUUUUAUUGCAGAAAAAGGAGUGGACGUGGGAUGAGAGCAAGAUGCUGGUGAUGCAGGACCCUAUCUACAGGAUCUUCUACGUCUCUCACGAUUCCCAAGACUUGAAGAUCUUCAGCUAUAUCGCUCGAGAUGGUGCCAGCAAUAUCUUCAGGUGUAACGUCUUUAAAUCCAAGAAGAAGAGCCAAGCUAUGCGAAUCGUCCGGACGGUGGGGCAGGCCUUCGAGGUCUGCCACAAGCUGAGCCUGCAGCACACGCAGCAGAAUGCCGACGGCCAGGAAGACGGGGACAGUGAGAGGAACAGCAACAGCUCAGGGGACCCAGGCCGCCAGCUCACCGGAGCCGAGAGGGCCUCCACGGCCACCGCAGAGGAGACGGACAUCGAUGCAGUUGAGGUCCCGCUCCCAGGGAAUGAUGCCCUGGAGUUCAGCCGAGGUGUGACUGACCUCGACGCGGUAGGGAAGGAAGGAGGCUCCCAUACAGACUCCAAGGUCUCAGCCCGCCCCCAGGAGCCCAUGCUGACAGCCUCGCCCAGGAUGCUUCUUCCCACUUCUUCCUCGAAGCCCCCGGGCUUGGGCGCGGGCACGCCGCUGUCCACCCAGCACCAGAUGCAGCUCCUCCAGCAGCUCCUCCAGCAGCAGCAGCAACAGACACAAGUGGCUGUGGCCCAGGUUCACUUACUGAAGGACCAGCUGGCUGCUGAGGCUGCGGCGCGGCUGGAGGCCCAGGCUCGCGUGCACCAGCUCCUGCUGCAGAACAAGGACAUGCUUCAGCACAUCUCUCUGCUGGUGAAGCAGGUGCAGGAGCUGGAGCUGAAGCUGUCGGGACAGAACGCCAUGGGCUCCCAGGAUAGCUUGCUGGAGAUCACCUUCCGCUCUGGAGCUCUUCCCGUGCUCUGUGACCCCACGACCCCGAAGCCAGAGGACCUGCACUCGCCGCCCCUGGGCGCGGGCUUGGCCGACUUCGCCCACCCAGUGGGCAGCCCCUUAGUCGACCACAGCAUGUUUGAGAACUUGAACACGGCCCUCACUCCAAAGCUCCAGCCAAGCCGCUCCUUCCCCCACGUGUCCAGGCCUGCGGCCCCCAGCUCUGCCGCCCUGGGGCCUGUGGAGCCCGGAGGGCCUGGACUCUGGGUGGGCAGCAGCCAGCACCUCAAGAACCUGGGCAAAGCCAUGGGGGCCAAAGUCAACGACUUCCUGCGGAGAAAAGAGCCCUCGAGCCUGGGCAGCGUGGGCACGAUGGAGGUCAACAAGACUGCAGGGGCCCAGCUGGCCGGCGGGGCUGACGUGGAUGACGGAAGGUCAUCCCUGCAAGAAGCAUUCCCUCGGCUGGAUCCCCCGCCUCCUACCACCAGGAAGCGAACCCCUCGGGCCCUGAAGACCACCCAGGACAUGCUGAUUUCAUCGCAGCCAGUCCUAAGCAGUCUGGAGUAUGGGACAGAGCUGUCACCUGGGCAGCCCCAGGACUCCCCUCCCACUGCCCAGCCCAGCCCAGCAGAUGCUUCACAGCCAGAGGCCAUCGUGGAAAUGGUGGACAGGGGCGAGGCUCUGCCCAAUGGAGAGGUUUCCCUGUCGGUACCUGACCUAAUCCACAAGGACAACCAGGACGAACCGAAGCUGAAGGUGACUGAGUGCCGAAGGGCCUCCUCCCCUGGCCUCAUCGAGAGAAAUGGCCUCAAACUCAGCCUGAGCCCCAUCAGCCUGGCUGAGCCUCUGGAGGACAGCAGCCCGCCUCCUCGGGCACGGACCUCCAGCCUUGACAUGGAGGGCCCUCACCCAGACCUGCUGUCCUUUGAGUAGAGCUUCUUCUGCUCCUGCUGAGACCCCCUCCCCUCUGCUCGCUUCUCCACUGUGCACCCUGGCCCUUGCCCCAGCUCCACCCUGCUGUUUGUCCUGCUUGCACAAGGCUCAGCAGAGCCAGUUCUUCCACACGGGCUGCUGCAGGGCCACAAGUCCACGUGUAGUCCUAGUUCAAGAGUCCGUCUGUGGAAUGGCAAAAGGACUCGGGUGCCAUCCCCGCUCCUUGGCGUGCUGGCUGCAGCCCUUGGAUACUAGGGCGCCUCUGCUCCGAGUUGCCCUGACUUCCCACUGACCUGCAAGGCCAGCAGCCCAGGAUGAAGGGUAUUCUCUCUGCCUGGCUCCCACAUGCUGCCUGCUCUUCUCCCUCCCAUGCCCUCCUGGUUCCUUCCUUCUCCUCCCUGGGGGCCGGAGGCCUCCUGCCUCCAGGGGAAUCAGGCUGGAUGAGGGAUGAUGGGUUUGGCUCGAUGAUGGGCCCAGGCCCAGAAAGCCGCAUACCCUGAGCACAGCCCAGCCACAGCUCCUCCUGACCCCAAGACAGCACAGGCCCUUGGGUUGUUACCUCGCCUCUGCCCGUGUGGAUGCAAGCCGGGGGCAAUGCUUACCGGACCUGAGACCUCGGGCAGCCUUGUCGACACCCCGGGUUCACAGGGUGUGUCUCGUCUAGCCUGAGGCAGGGCACGGAGCCAGCCACCGAGAGCGCCUGCCCAGCAUGGGAGUGUGGAGGGGCACUGGGCAAGAUGAUGCAGUCAGCUACGCUCGGGCUCCCUGCACAGAAGAAGAGACCCGGGCUUCCCUCGCUGUGCGUGAAGACAGGGCUAGGCAGGCCCUGGCAGAAGCAGCAGAGCAAGUUCUGAUUUUGUUUGGCGGGGAGGGCCCAGGAACCUGGCGUCCAGGGAGCUGGUCCCGAGAGAACCCAGAGCAGUAGUGGGGAAGGCAGUGAAAACGGGAUGGGGAAAGAGUAGUCGUAAGGGCUCAGAGCAGCUUUUCGGGGUUUCCACAGCGUGAUGUGAUGUAGUUGUAGGGUCUAGGCGUGGUAAGUGCAGGAAGCCAGGUGAGAAGUGUGAGAGGUUGGAAUGUGGUAGGAACCGUGGAGCAGGCCACGCUUAAGUAGGAGGCGCUCCGCUCUUGUACAGAAGGUGCUGUCUACCUGCCUGCCUCUGGGGUCUCUGUGAAGGACUGACAGUUCACACAGCCCCACUGGUUCUGCCCUCCUGGGUUAACCCACGUCUGUGUUCCUGUCUCCCACCAGGGGUCCUGUCAUGCUGUCUUCCUGUGGCCAAGAGACCCUGUCGGGGGGUGAUCCCAACCCCGGGGGCCUUUGCAGCAAGAAGAGAACAUGCCUUUUUUUGAGCAAGGUGGCUGGGUCCCCGGGAGAAGGCUGGGAGUGGCACAUCUGGCCAGAGUGGGCUGUUUAGUUCUCCUUCUGUGACCCCUGCCGCCUCCCCUUUUCUAUUCUUUGUUCGGCUUCCCACUCUGGGUGCCCCAGAGCUCACUGCCCACUUCAUCUCAUCACCCGGUUCCUGCUCCCCAGGAACCACCCCUGCCUUAUAAAAUGUCCAAGCUAACUCGUGUAGACCCGGGAGCCUCGGGGGACCACCGGGAUGCAGGUGCCCUUCCCGCCUCCUUGCUUCUGCGGCCGGGGGCCUUGCCAUAGCUCUCCCGCCGCCUUUUCUCCUACCCUGCGUUCUCAGAGUGAAGCUUUGUCUCAUCUUCCUCAGGAGGGUCCAGGCACGCCGGGCACCUUGCAGGCCGUGGUGAAGCGAGGAAGGCUGUUACUGAAUUGAGUCGAUCCUGACUUACUCCAGGAAUAUCACAAAGAUGUUGAUAUCUGACCCUGAUGCUCAGAAGUUCUCAGGACUAGCAUUUGGGGGCCCGUGAGUUUUCCCACAAUGGCUUGGGGUUCUGCACAAAACACAGAGCUGGGGGCAGAGAACUAAACCCACGUGCUGGCAGCUAGCCCACUUUCAUCUGUGCUUCCAUCCCAGAAGCUCGGUUUGCUUCUCUGAUGGGAAACUUACCAGGUUCCUGCACUCUGGGGCUGCUCCUCUCCCAGAGACCAGGGUGGCUCUGGCCGGGUGUUAUUGUAGCCAUAGGUGCAGAGGUGGCAGGCCCGGGCUGGCUUAAGCACCCUGCUCUCCGCUCCACACCCAGCCGCUGCUGAGGCCCUGGCCCUCAGACCCAGGGUUAGCCCAGGGAUCCUAUCAGGCUGUCCCAGGACCGUGACCAGGGUGGUCCCAGUGUUCCUUGGACUCGUGUCUAGUACCAAACAAGGAACUGUGGGACCCUGCUUCAAUGUCUGGGUGGCCUCUCUGUGAUCUCCAUCUCAGCCAUCCUUCUACAGGAGGGGUGAUGCUGCUACUGGGGUGGAGGAGCUCUCUGAGGCUAAAAUCAGGUCCUAGAUGUGACAGAGAGUGCCUGGUGCUAGGGCUAAGUGUAGCCCAGAGGCCAGUAGGAACAGCGACUUCUAUACUGCUGAGGGCCCCGGCUCAGACCAGCUCUUGACUUCCCAUGUCCAUGUCAACAGCCUGACCUGCCCAUGACUGCGGCAUGGCAGUCACCCCCCUGACACACCCCUCAUGGUGAAUCCAACUUCUCUGGAAGCUUGGCCCAGUCUGCUCGAGGACAGGGUACUGAGGAGAAAUGAAGGGCCUGUCUUCUGUGUCCACAGAAGGAAGCUGGGGCCACAGAGUUUUUUUCUCUCCCUGUUACCCACUGUCCUGUAUUCCCAUAUUCAGCAAUAGUUUUACCCUGAUAGAUGCCAGGUGAGCUUCCAGAACUGGGCAGGAAGGUGGCAUAUUCCCCUGCAUGGAGAGAAAUGUAUCUGUGUUAACGAAUGUGGGUGAUAUGAAGACAUUCAUGUGGUCCAUCAACUUUUAAAGAACAAAGAGGUUGGCCCCAGUUUGGGGAAAGAAGAAUAUUACAGAGCUAUUCCAAGUGUUUUCUAAAGGUUUUAUAUUUAUAUUUUUAGUCACCUUCUGGUAGAAGGAAACUACACAAUAAAGUGAUUUGGUCUGGUUU
Messenger RNA from Delphinapterus leucas (beluga whale), 7589 nucleotides. The record is from RefSeq and is a predicted model, not a curated record. NCBI's taxonomy places the organism in Eukaryota, Metazoa, Chordata, Mammalia, Artiodactyla, Monodontidae.